Messenger RNA from Anneissia japonica, 7591 nucleotides. Its product is annotated as RNA-binding protein Nova-1-like. Lineage: Eukaryota; Metazoa; Echinodermata; Crinoidea; Comatulida; Comatulidae. The coding region runs from base 567 to 2243 and encodes 558 amino acids. The record is from RefSeq and is a predicted model, not a curated record. Gene Ontology annotation, molecular function: mRNA binding. The transcript has 4 exons. Gene Ontology annotation, biological process: mRNA splicing, via spliceosome; regulation of alternative mRNA splicing, via spliceosome. Gene Ontology annotation, cellular component: nucleus; cytoplasm.
CAAAACGAACACCGUGCUUGGUUUGUUGGUACGUAGCAUAAGCACAUUCUAAAUCGGAUACGAACAAUGUGGAAUAUCUGUAAUAGUAAUACUAUUUGCAGAGAUUUUUAGUCUGUAAAUGCAUUAAUGAUUAUUGUUUGCGUUGAUUACAGUUCAUACAGAGUGAAGAUUAGAGACCAAAUUAAGAAAACACCUUAUCUUUAUGUACGAUUCACGUGACUUCGAUAAACUUUGCCCAGCUUGGCGAAUUUAAUCUCUCUCACAUUCACUAGCGAUUCGUGCUCUACCAAAGGAAGGUCAGAGACAGAGCUUAAGUUCAUGUGUUGCGAAGAGGAAAACGUAUUAAUAGAUACACAAGAAAGAUUUAAGUUUGCGCGAAAGUGAUUAUCAAUAUAUAUUUAGUGUUUCAUGUCGAAAGUCUGUUCUCAAAGUGGCGUAGCAGGAGUUCUUGUAAAUGAACAGUUUACAGCUGUGAGUUAGCACGUCUUCUCUCGAUUGAGUGAACCCAACGGGUAGUGACUUUUUGAUUGACCGCUGUACGCUGAUUUUGAUUAGAGACAAGGAACAUGGCGAUGGAUUUUCGUCCCCCGAUGGCCCCUGUUUUACCAAGUUCCCCUGUGAUUGUACCACAUUCUGUUGCCGUUGCCAUGCCCCCUCCGGGUGCAAUAGCUCUUUCAAACAUGGGACAUGAACAAAUUGUAGUUAUGAAUGGAGAUAGUAGUUUAGACUGCAAUAGAAAACGACCUUUAGAGGAUGACAUACAGUUAAAUUCUUCAAAAAGACUGAAUUAUUCCGGUGACGAUUCCAAAUGCGUCUUGAAAAUGCUCAUUCCAAGCACUGCGGCAGGAUCCAUUAUUGGUAAAGGGGGACAGACUAUCGCCCAGUUACAACGAGACACAGGAUCAAAUAUCAAAUUAUCUAAAGCAAAUGAUUUUUAUCCAGGCACCACUGAGCGAGUAACCCUAAUUACCGGCACAGAAGACGCUAUUAACACAGUCUCAACGUUUUUUAUAGAGAAAAUCAAAGAGUCACCUCAACUUGGGGCUCAAACUGGGGCGGAGAAUGUUACAUCUCCCGAAAGAGCUCGUCAAGUUAAAGUUGUGGUGCCUAAUAGUACCGCUGGAUUGAUAAUAGGGAAAGGUGGAACCAUGAUCAAAUCAAUUAUGGAGCAAAGCAGUGCCAGAGUUCAAAUCUCCCAGAAGUCUGAAGGUAUCACGCUUUCAGAGAGGGUAAUCACAAUCUCCGGAGAGCUCGAUUCGGUUAAAAAAGCCAUGUCUUUCGUUGUAUCCAAAAUACAAGAAGAUCCUCAAAGUGGUAGUUGCAACAAUUUGAGUUAUGCUGCCAUUACCGGUCCAGUUGCUAAUGCAAAUCCAACCGGCUCACCUUUCGCGGAAACAAAUAGUGUAGUGCAGACUAUUGCAAAAAGUCCUCUGGGUAUACCCACAACUCCGGGUCUCCCUGGGCUCCCAGUGGGCGGCAUGGCGCUCACACCACAAGCUGUCUUUGGAGCACGUGUCCCUCAAGCCCCUUCUCCGCUAAGUGCGCAUCACGGGAUCACAGCAGCCGAACAUGGACUCGGUAUCCCGAUGGGACAUUUGGCUCAGUAUGGUUAUAGCCUAUGCCAUAAUGUAAGUGCCUUACCUGGGAUGGGGAUUGGGGCUACUAGUCCCUUAUUAGGGGCAACUGCUCACGCUAUAGCCCAGCCCUCUGCUCCCGUAUUCCCCCCAUCUUCCAUGUCAGCAUCAAGUUUCUUGGGAGGUCAUUACCAACUUGCCGCGAGUAGUGCUCCUUCACCACCAAAACCUACCCCUGCUAUACCAAUCACUUCCACAGCAGUUGUAGAAAAUACACCAAAUGGCACCCCGGGUCAUGCAGUUUCGAUGGGCAGUGAGGCACUUGUCCCUGGAUUUGCAAUGGCACAUGCACCAUCUUAUCCUGGGGUUGGAGUUACAUUUGCUCCAGAACAAAUCAAAGAAGCUACCAAAGAAUGUGCAUUAGAAUUUGAAGUUCCAGAAACAAUAGUAGGUGCUAUCCUGGGGAAAGGCGGGAAGACGUUAGUAGAAUUCCAACAGUAUUCCGGGGCUAAAAUCCAAAUUUCCAAGAAGGGAGAAUACGUUCCCGGUACGCGUAACCGAAAAGUUACCAUAACUGGCUCACCCAGUGCAACUCAAACGGCCCAUUUUCUCGUCUCCCAAAGAAUAUUUCAGGAAGAACAGAAUAGGGCAUUGAAAGGGACCACAUAGAGGUCAGGUGAUUAGAUGUUAAAAACUCAGACCAAAUUUGGGUCAUUUUUGUCCCAGUGUUUUUCAGUAUCGAUCAAACGAUUUUGGAACGAGGUCAGGUACAAAUCAUGUGACUAUUUCUCACGUAAUUUGUCGCAUAACAUGACCUUGAACGCUUCUCUAUUUUUGCAAAAUUUCUAUUUUCAACCAAUGAACUCAAUUUGUUAACUGUGUUUUUAUUUGUUGUUGUGAAAAGUAAUUGUUGGAUGUUUAGAUCCAUGUAUCAGAAUAUAGAUUGUAGGUUUAACAUGAACUAGAAAUUUGGGUUCUCAACUGCAAAGUUUAUUUAAUUUUUUGAACAAAUUUAAAUAUUUAUGGAACAAUAUUGAUUUGUGCCAACGGGGCAUUACGAACAAAACACAAAUUAUAAGACUUUGCCGUAUAGUUGAUUUAAAAUUCUAAAUAUUAACUGCUAUACAUGUUAAGAAGAAAAAAAGAUGUUCUGUCGAGAAAAUGAUAAGAAUAUUAACUAUUCAAAGAUUAUGAAUAAGUUUUAUUUAUGAUAAUUAUACUUCAAUUUGUGAAAAGACAAAUGUACGAAAAGAUAUUCAAUUUAUAUAUCAAAGAAUGAGAAGAAAGUUUAAGAUAGUUAGGGUAAGUUUUUAGAACCAAUAGGUUAUAGAAUAUAAAGUUUGAAACAGUUAUGAUGAUGACACAAUUUAAUUCAAAAGUGACAGCUCACGAUCAGAGCCCAAAUGCUGCUUUGUUUAUGAAAGUGGGAAAGGGGAUGAAGGGAAGCUUCAGGGAGGGGGUUGGUGGUAAUUUAUAUAUGAAGUAAUUAGAUUGUAAUUUAAGAUAAUUUGUCUUCUUAUCUAAUUGAUUCAGAUUUAUUAAGACAGUGCAAUUUUCUGCACAUUCUUUCCGACAUGCCUUUCAUCGAACCAAAAUGACCAAAAAUGCCAAAUUCGGGACAUAUGUGUAUAGUCCCAUUAUAGAAACAGGAAAUAUUGGACGUUAAAACAUCUUUCAUCUCAUCCUUGACAUUUCAGGUCAUUUUCAUCGUCAUUCACUUUCAUUACAUUGUCAUACAUUACUAACAGAAGUCAUUUCAUCAUUUCUUUUUUUCAUCCAAAUGCUCGUCAGAGUCAAAAUUUUUAUUUUGAAUGCUUAUAUAGAUAUAAAUAUAUAUUGAUUGUAGUUUUCAGCUUGUAGUUGGAGUGUAUGGCAACGUAGCCAUGUGUGUGUGUGUUUUCGCUAGAUGAUUCGCUUCUUUUGCUUUUUCAUGUUUGUUUAUCUGUAUGUGAAGUGUUAUCAGCAUUUCACACAAUACCAAGUGCUCUCGUUGUUUUUAACCAGUUCAUUCGGUCCCUUAUAGAGCCAAUGUGAUUGAGCUGAUAUCUACAGGCUAACCUUUUACCCAUCAAAUGUCUGUCCUUGGAUUUUACCAGUAAAAUCUUCCAAACUAUACUUCCGUAGUUCCUCUGGUAUAAGCCCACUCCUCUUGAACUCAAAACUAGGCACUAUAUGCCUAAUUCAAAGCUAAUAGUUGAUGUUUUUUUUUUUUUAGAAUAUUUGUAAAAUUCAGAUAAGCUACUCAUUCAAAACAUACCUGGGCUUUUUGCCUGAGAAAAACCUGGUACAUAAAAAGUGCGUAAGGUAGAGGGUGGGCCUAUACUAGAGGAUUUAUGGUAGCUGGUAAAAUAUGGAAGAUUGAUACCAAUCUUAAGCCAAAAUCUUGAAUGACUGUUUAAGACAAAAUUGUGUUUGAAUACUACGACUCUAGAGGGCAUUGGAUUCCAUUUUAAGUAUUAAUUAUCAUUGCAUGAUUUUAGCAUUACAUUUCAUUUUUUAAAAAGUAGUUGUAUGUAUGAGAAAAAAAAUGAAAUUCAUAGUUCUUAUUUUAAUGAUAUUUUUUGUACUCAUUUUUUGUUUUGAUGAUUUAUUCUACCAAAACAAAAGUUGUGAAAUGUAUAAGAACCACAUCUGGAGAAGAUGAGAAUGCUAAAAAAAAAUGUUUUUAUAUUUUUUAAGAAAUGGAAAGUGAUUUUUUUAUGUACAUAUUAAAAGCAAUUUUUCCCCUCAAUUUUUUGAAAUGUGCCUUAGUUAAUUCCUAAAAUAGGAGAUUUUCAACCAUAUGUGCAAAUGGUAAGAAAAACAAUUGUCACCAAUUCCUUAUAUAUGUUUGUCUUUGACAACUCAAAAACCAUAAAAUAAACUUUCCUGUUGUAUAAAUUGUGUGCUAAUGAUGUUUUAAAAUCUCUUCUCCAGGUUGUGGUAAUUUUUUUCUUAGUUUUUCUUUAUAUUUUUCAUUGUUUUAGGCAUUCAUUUCUCAUUGUUCAUUCUAUUAGUUUAUUCAUCCAUCCAUUCUGUAAAUCAUUCAAAUUGUCCAAUCAUAAAAUGUAUUUAAAACCUUCCAGUGAUUUUUGAGAGAUUCAAAUUGUUUUUCAUAAUUUAUAUCGAAUAUGUAUCAAGCUGUUAUUGAUAAAGAUAAAGUAUAAUUUUUUUUUCUAUUAUAAUAUUUUCUUCAUAAAAGUUUUUGUAUUAUGUAGAAUAUGAUGCUACUAUAUAAGGGUGCUAUGAUAGGACGGAGAUAUGUUGAUUUAUGUGUAAUUUUGGGAGUAUUAUGUAGUAAUUUAACAGAUUGAAUCAAAAGUAAGCUUGAUUGAUUGUACACAAAUCUGUUGAUGACCAGGACUUUCAUGCCUUGAUAUCUUUCGUUGUUUAAGACAAAAUGUUAGUUUCUAAGUUGAUGAAUUUUCAUUUGUUUUUCAUGUUUGAUUUGAAUUAAUUGUUCAAAUUGAAUCUGUGCUUUCACUAUUUUAGCUAGUAACUCCUAUAUCCCAUUGUAUUUAAUUAACACUAUAUAAAGAGAUAAAAUUUUGCUUUAUUUUGGCUCAGUGAUAAGCUAGCCGUCAUCAACCUAAUGUCAUAUUUAUCCUUGCUAAUUACUUUUUUCGUUGUUUUUAGCACAAUUUACAUUUUGGUGACAUUGCAAGUAGCUUGGUCAUACCGUAACCUUUUUUCUGCACGAUUCAUCAUCUUGCAUCUAAAAACUAGAAACUUCCAGCUGUCACUCAAAUUGUGACGUCAGACUGUAGAAGUUGAGUGGGGCUCUGUUCUCAAAUCGUCAUCUCUUGAACAAAGAAAAUGCAAAACGUACGGAGAACGGUUGAGAACAGACCAAGCUGAUUGCGGUCAUUAUUGAAAAGGUCAUUGAACUCUCAACAUCACCAUCAUGUUGUUCUUAAACCAUUACGCAUAAAACAUAGCUCUCUUCUUGAUCCGCACCUCACGUGUCUUGUGUCGUCAUUUAUCCUUUCGGCUGGUAGCAUGCAUGUCACAAACAAUAUUUAAACAGGAUCAAUUUUUCAGAACUGGUAAUUAUUUACAAAGAGAUCAUCAGUACGUCUUUCCCUCCCAUUGUUUAUACCCACACACAAUCUAUUUGCUGAUGUUCCUAUGUUCAUAUACAGACGUCGUCUCUACACAAUUUUUAAAUGAACCAAAAAGAAGAACACAUUUUAUUUUUAGAACAUCCAUUGAAUGAUAACCUGAUUUUCUUUAUCAUUAAUGUCAAAAAGUAAUCAGAACGAUGUAGAUUGUAGAGAGUGAACAAAUAAAAAAUAUGACUAUUUGGCCCAAAUUCAAAUUAUUUAAAUGCACCUCGGAAAUAAUAUUCAUUGAUUUGGCAAUUUUAUAUUGGACUCAAAACAACGAAUAUUGUGUCAAUCAAAGAUGUAAUGAUUCGGCAUUGCAACCAGGCUAUGCAUUAACGUAUUUCAUUAAAACCGUAAUUAUUAGCCAUAGUUGCAGCAUGCCUAGCAACCAAUCAUUCUAUCCCAUCAUGCAAUCAUGGUAUGUCCCAUCAUGCCUUGAUGUAGUUGCUAAACAACGACCUUUCACUUAACAAGCACUUAAGUCAUUAUUCUGUAUGCAUGUUCCCAUCUUGACAGUCUUCCCUGGCAUCAAUUACAGAUGCAAAAAAAAAAAGAUUCCUUCCCCUCAAAAAAAGCGGAGGGAGGUAGAUGAACCAGCAGCGGCAUGACAUAAUUUAUUGGUAUACUCUUCUGUUUUUGUUAAGUAUGUACACUAGUUUCACAUCAAGUAUGUAUCUAUGGUGAUGGUUACCUCACUCUUCACCGUGAAUUAACAUCAAAUCAUAUAUUUUAAUAUAUUUCUCCCCAAAAGACAGAAGUGCAAUUAAUAUAGUAAUAACAGUAUUUCUAUAUUUACAGAUUUUAGAAAUAUUUUAUUGGUUUUUUUUUUUAAUGUUGAUUCAAGUUUUUAAUAUUCCUUAUUCCAAAGUAUUUUGUACUAUAUCAUCAAAGCAACAGAAGAAGAAUAUGUAAAUCAGAGCUAUGUACCUCACCAAACACCAUUUAAAAUCCAUCUUUUUUUUUCAUAUUCUUUAAUAUAAUGAAUGUAUUCAUAUAUUUUAUCAUAUCCUAAAUAUAUUAACGUUUUGCCGUUUCUCAUCAAUUUGUGCGCAUGUAUUGGUGGUGUUUGGUAGCAGCCUCGCAGCUUCAUGACUUUACCGUGACAUUUUGAACGACUAAAAAUAUUUUCUAAAUCAUAACACUUUUCAAUUGAAGGAAAACAAUGGUUCCAUUAAUGAAUCAAAAUGUACUUAACUUUCAUAUUUUUAAAUGAUUUGCUAAAAUUUCAUCAAUCAUUUUAUCAUCAUCAAUGUUUCCUUAAAAUAUUUCUGUCACAUUUACACCUUUCAUAUUCAUUGCCGAAGCCUGGUUUUUAAACAUUGAUGUACCUUCCAUUUUUGUUCAGCAUUUUGCCAUGAUAGGACGACAGUGAUGCGAUUUUUAAUCUGUAUUAUACCUGCAGUUGAAACACCUUAUUGGGUUUUUUUUAAUGAUGAGGAAUGAUUUGUUAUGUUUUCUGCGAAGUGGCUGUCUUCCACACAUCUGUGUGGCUGUGUAUGUGGGUGUGUAUGUGUGAUAUUUGUAUGCGAGUGGGAUUGUUUUAAGCGAGGGUCAAUUUUCAUGGCAAGUGUUUCCACAAUGCAUGUAAUAAACAUGUUGACAAAACCUUUUCAACAGCUUUCAUUUCGUCAUUGUCUCCAUUUUCAUUUAUUCAUUGUAUUGUACUGUUUGACUUUUAAUUAGUUUUGAAUCAAUCAAAGUAAACCAAAAAUUAAAAAUGAUCUGCAUGUUGUCCAGAAAAUAAUUUUUAUAAUGAUUAUUUUUCUAAUCUUUAAAAUAUAUGUUUUUUCAAAUUGAAAAAAAAAAAAAAUAGAUUAUGAACCUAAGGUGAUUUUUUAUAAUCAAAAAAACUGUGUCACUUGAUUUUUGUAUCAAGACCGUAAACUCUUGAAGAGUAAAUCUUUGCAAUUAAAUUAUUGCUCGUUAAUUAUA